GAGGGUCAAAAUAGCGAAUGAACUUGAAAAUUUUAGCGGGGUUAACGUAACUGUUUUAUGUCUGGCUGGUGGUUACGGAAUCCAGAAGCGUGGAAAGGAACACAACGGUUUUGCCAUCCAUUACCAAACCUAUUCUGCUUCCUCUCUUCCUCCUCUCCGUUCUCUCUUUCUCCGGUCACUCGCCGGUGACAAGAAUGCAGAGAACGGGCUGAGACGCUGCGUUUAGGAGUGCUAAGUGCGUUUCGCGUGGAUGACGAAGAUGAGAGACAGAGCGUCCAUGGCGGACGCCAGAGAGGAGCGGGGGAACGUUGCACUUUCAAAUGCCGAGGAAGAGAGGAUCUUCGUUUCGAUCAGAGUAAGACCUUUGAACGAGAGAGAAAGAGCGAGGCACGAUGUGUCUGAUUGGGAAUGCAUUUCUACCAACACCAUCAAAUUCAAGAACAACGGCCAUGCAGAGCAGCGACCUCUGUCAAUGGAUACAUAUACCUUUGACAGGGUGUUUGGGGAAAAGUGCAAGACAAAGCAGGUGUAUGAACAAGGGAUUAAGGACGUUGCCCUUUCUGUGGUUAGGGGUGUCAACUCUAGCAUUUUCGCAUACGGGCAAACAAGUAGUGGAAAGACGCACACAAUGACUGGCAUUACUGAAUAUGCAGUAAGGGACAUAUAUGAAUACAUGGAGAAGCAAAAAGACAGAGAAUUUGUAGUCAAGUUCUCUUCCAUGGAGAUCUAUAAUGAAGCUGUUAGAGAUCUUCUCAAUGCAGGUUCUACUUCACUGAGAAUUCUGGAUGAUCCAGAGAAAGGAACAGUUGUGGAGAAACUUACAGAAGAGACACUGACAGAUAGGGGACAGUUACAGCAACUCCUUUCGAUAUGUGCAGCUGAAAGGACAACGGAAGAGACAGCGAUGAACGAAGCUAGCUCCAGAUCUCACCAAAUUAUUCGAUUGACAGUUGAAAGCAAUCCUCGUGAUUAUGUAGACGCCGCAAGAUCUGGAGCUCUAUUCGCCAGUGUGAAUUUUGUUGAUCUAGCAGGAAGUGAACGUGCUUCUCAAACAUUGUCAGCUGGCACAAGAUUGAGAGAAGGUAGCCACAUAAAUCGUAGUUUACUGAGCCUUGGAACUGUAAUCCGGAAACUAAGCAAGGGAAGAAAUGAACACGUACCUUACAGAGACUCUAAGCUUACUCGCAUUUUACAGAACUCCUUAGGUGGCAAUGCCAGAACAGCGAUCAUUUGUACCAUUAGUCCUGCAAGGAGCCAGAGUGAGCAAUCAAGAAAUACUCUGCUUUUCGCUGGUUGCGCAAAACAAGUGACUACUAAUGCUCGGGUCAAUCAAGUGAAGUCAGACAAGGCUUUGGUAAAACAACUGCAAAAGGAAUUGGCCAGAUUGGAGAAUGAGUUAAGGAACUACACCCCAAAUACCAUCUUACUCAAGGAGAAAGAACUCCAAAUUCAAAAGAUGGAAAAUGUGAUCAAAGAGUUGACUCGGGAACGUGAUCUCUUUCAAUCUUCUGCUCAAAAUAAGCUCCAGUCUGCUGAAAAAGAUCAACCUAUAAGAGUAGGCAAAGAUUCAGCCUCGGGAUUGUCAGGAGCUAAUAAUUUCCUUCGCAGGAUGGACAGCGCAUCUGAGAAUCUUGACAUAACAACAUCUAGUUUACAGCAUACUGGAAAUUCUGAUGACGACUUUCUUUUGGAUGGCAAUUCUCCAACGUUUGUUGGGCCUGAUCCGUGUCAGGGUUGGGAGGAGAUGGCCAGCAGAGCUGCUGCACCUGAAGAUGACUGCAAGGAAGUUCCAUGUAUUGAAGUAAAAGAAGUGGAAAUAGACCACAAAAUAGAUGCUAAAUCAUCCUCAGGGAAUGAGCAUUGCGAGUUAAAUCCUGCUGUCGUAGAUAAUACCAACAACCUUAUUGUGGACCUCCUAAAGGAAUCCAAUGGGUCUUCUACUCAAAUAGAUAAGGUGGAUCAGGAAUCUUCAAAACAUCCUCACAUAAGUAAUUUGCAGCAGAAACCUGCCACACCUCAACUCAAGGAGCCGGAAAAGGUAUCCCGCACAUUGCCAACUGAGGUUGAAAGGAGUAACUCUAAUAGUUCGGUUUGCUAUGAGGACAAGCUACCCAAAUCAAAGUUACAAGCCAUAGAAAGAAAUUCUUCCCGAGAAAGAUCUUUAAGUCAAGAGAUGAAUACUUCAGUUGAAGACGUAGAAUCCCUUUGGGAUUCUGAUGUGGAGGAUACUGCCAGCAUCCUAAAUUUUGUUGUAGGGAUGAACGAAAUGGCUAGGCAAAAGUCGCUGGACGAGGACAUGGAUGAUAUUAUGGUACGAGCAAGAACAUCUGGAACCGAUAAACGUGUGAACAGAGUCAGAGGUGUCAGUUUCAGCGGAACUCCGGGGCCUUGGAAUUUUGAGACGCAGCUAAGAGAUACGAUUCAACUUUGGGAUGCAUGUAAUAUACCCUUGGUACAUAGAUCCUACUUUUUUCUUCUCAUCAAAGGCGAAAUUUCGGAUGCAGUGUACUUUGAUGUAGAACUCAGACGUUUGUCUUUCCUAAAGGACACGUUUUUUAACGCAACAAACAGUACAGCACAUGGUUCGGAUGUCACACCUAAUUCAAGUUUGAUGGCACUGAAUCGUGAGAGGAAAAUGCUAAGCAAGCAAGUGCAUAAGAAGUUUUCGUGGAAGGAAAGAAACGAACUUUACGUGAAGUGGGGUGUGGACUUGAAAUCUAAGCACAGAAGUGUACAGUUGGCAUGGUGCUUAUGGACGAAUACAAAAGACUUGAACCACGUAAGGGAAAGUGCUGCACUUGUUGCGAAGCUGGUUGGUUUUAUAAACUCGGGUGAUGCCUCAAGGAAAAUAUUUGGAUUAAGCUUCUUAUCCCGCUGGAAGCCCUAGAAAUCCCAUACUCCCAAUCAUCUCAAUUUUUUCUUUCCCUCUUCCCACUCACAUCUGACAAAACCAUGAAUAGUGGGAUACCAAAAAAAAAGAAACAUCAUUUGUAAGAAAUCCCGAUGAUACCUCCUUCAGCAAAAGAAAUUGAAAUGAUACCAAUAAUAUUUAUGGAAAAAAGAAAAAUGAAAAAUGAGACCAGUGAUAACAUGGAAA
Vigna unguiculata (cowpea) is the source of this 3097-nucleotide messenger RNA. RefSeq names its product kinesin-like protein KIN-7F. Gene Ontology annotation, molecular function: microtubule binding; ATP binding; microtubule motor activity. NCBI's taxonomy places the organism in Eukaryota, Viridiplantae, Streptophyta, Magnoliopsida, Fabales, Fabaceae. Gene Ontology annotation, biological process: microtubule-based movement. The record is from RefSeq and is a predicted model, not a curated record.